AUGGAUCAGGAUUUACUCACCCUCCAGAGACAUGCCGUGUAUUGCCCCGAGCGACGGGAACUCAGCCUUACCUUUGGGGACGGUGUACAGAGAGGGGGUUUCAAUAUCUUCGCCUUCGUCCUGGCGAUCGAGAACUUCGUCAAAAUAUCUGCGGACUAA
This is a messenger RNA of Chaetomium globosum CBS 148.51, 159 nucleotides long. RefSeq lists its product as uncharacterized. Lineage: Eukaryota; Fungi; Ascomycota; Sordariomycetes; Sordariales; Chaetomiaceae. The coding region runs from base 1 to 159 and encodes 52 amino acids. The transcript is spliced from 2 exons. The record is from RefSeq and is a predicted model, not a curated record.